AUGAGCCUCCCCCAGCUGAAUAAGCUGGGCAUCCUGGAGCAAGAGGCCAUCCGUCGACUUAAAGGAGAAACUUUGAUUGACAUCAGUGUUGGAUCCUUCGUUCAUCAUCUUUUUGAUAUCAGUGAAUAUUUUAAAGAGAUCAUUAUACUAAAAUUAACAGAGUCAUGUAUUAUGGAACUCAACAAAUGGGUGAACACCCGCACUGGGGCUUUUAAUUGGAAUCAUGCAUUUAAGAUUGUUACCGAGCUGAAAGGCAUCAGUGACCCAGAUUGUUCUUGUGAAAAGGAAGAAAACUUAAAGGAAACAAUUAAACGUAUUGUGAAAUUCGACUUCAGCAACGAAAAUCUCACCGAUCCGGAGGUGUUACCACCAGCCGACUGUCUAAUCUCAGCGUGGAUGCUGGAAGCGGUCUGUCAGGACCAACAAGAUUACAUCAGAAACCUGAGGAAGAUGUCAAAGUUCCUUAAACCUGGGGGAACACUUAUUUUAAUUGUAAACUUAAACUGCACAUAUUACAUUGUUGGUAAUGAUAAGCUACAUGUAUUUAAUAAUAAUGAAAACUUUGUAAAAAAGACCCUCACUGACGAAGGCUAUGUAAUUGGUUCCUGUGAGAAAUUUGACAGAAAAGUUGUGAGUGACCUCAUAGAUCAUAAGCAAGUGAUGGUCCUUACUGCUAUCAAAGGGAAUUCUUAG
Messenger RNA from Pseudophryne corroboree (corroboree frog), 693 nucleotides. RefSeq names its product nicotinamide N-methyltransferase-like. NCBI's taxonomy places the organism in Eukaryota, Metazoa, Chordata, Amphibia, Anura, Myobatrachidae. The transcript is spliced from 3 exons. Gene Ontology annotation, cellular component: cytosol. Bases 1 to 693 code for a protein of 230 amino acids. The record is from RefSeq and is a predicted model, not a curated record. Gene Ontology annotation, molecular function: N-methyltransferase activity.